AUGAGAACCAUCAUUGAUAUGAUUACUCCAACAACUCAAUUUACCUCCUCAAGCACUAUGGGUGUACAUGAACCAAUCCACCAAAUUAGCAUGUGGGAUGACACAUUUGGAGGUAACAUUAAUCCCAAUACAGAUGUGUGUAUGAUCACACAGGCAGAUGCAAAGCUAGAUGACAUGUGUGAGUAUGCUUCUUAUAGAUCUCAGGAAGCUUCUGGGGAUAACCAAACAGCCAAGAGUAUUAGCGAUAAGGUACUUAGACGUUUGGCACAAAAUCGUGAAGCUGCUAGGAAAAGCCGUUUGCGAAAGAAGGAGUAUGUUAAGCAACUGGAAUCAAGCCGUUUGAAGCUGGCACAACUUGAGCUAGAACUUGAAAGAGCUAGGCAUCAGGGCUUGUUUUUUGGGGGCACAACUGCUAAUAUGGGAUUAUGUGGAAGUGUAAAUUCUGGAAUUGCUGUGUUUGAGAUGGAAUACGGGCAUUGGAUGGAAGUGCAACGACAGAAAAAUUCUGAGAUUAGAAAUGUUUUGCAGUCUCCAGUCGGUGAUGAGGAACUCCGUCUGCUGAUAGAGGAUGUAUUAGAACACUAUUGCAAUCUCUUUCGCAUGAAAAGAGAUGCCGCCAGAGCUGAUUCCUUCUACUUAGCCUUCGGCAUGUGGACAACACCGGUCGAGCAGUUUUUCCUUUGGAUUGGAGGAUUCCAACCAUCAGAGCUUAUCAACGUUGUGCUGCCUCAACUUGAGGACUUGACAGAACAGCAAAAGGGAGAAGUCUGUAACCUGCAACAUUCUUGUCAACAAGCCGAGGAGGCUCUCUCACAAGGAAUCAAUAAGCUUCGAGAGACUCUAGCACAGAGCAUAACAACUCUGGUCGGUGGAGCAGGAAGUUACAGUUCUAAAGUGGUUUCUACUACGGAGAAGUUGAAAUCACUGGAAGGCUUUAUACAACAGGCAGAUCAUCUUCGGGAGCAAACUCUGAGAAGAAUGUCCUUCAUUCUAACAACACGACAAGCAGCAAAGGGGUUGCUCGCUUUUGGGGAGUACUUUCAAUGUCUGCGAGAUAUUGGUUCGCUCUGGGCUGCUAGUCCUCGGAAGACCUACCGUAGAUCGUAA
Molecule: messenger RNA, 1107 nt
Organism: Fraxinus pennsylvanica
Lineage: Eukaryota; Viridiplantae; Streptophyta; Magnoliopsida; Lamiales; Oleaceae
Source: the annotation of a GenBank genome assembly